AUGGCCUCGACUACAACCAACGGCGACGCUGCCGCCGUACUAGACGAGCUUAAACCUCCCACCGGUGUUGUUCUGCCACCUCGCGAGAUUCGGAAUGUUCUUGAGAAGACGGCAGGUUACGUGGCGCGUAACGGUAUCAUAUUCGAGGACAGAAUUCGCGAAAAGGAGCGCUCCAAUCCAAAGUUCAGUUUCCUCAACAAUACCGACGCAUACCAUGCUUUCUAUCAGUGGCGUCUUGAUGAGAUCAAGGCCGGCCGCGGCACCGCCAUCGCCGCCGGGCGCGCCAAUGAAGCAGCAGCACCCGCCGAGCAGAAGCCCCAGGGCCCGCCUAAGCCUCCCGAUUUCCAAUUCUCGGCCCGUAUGCCGCGAAUCAACCAGAAAGAUCUCGAGGUCAUCCGAUUGACCGCCCUAUUCGUCGCGAAGAACGGCCGCCAGUUCAUGACCCAGCUUGCCCAACGCGAGGCCGGAAACCCCCAAUUUCAGUUCCUCAUUCCGAACCACACGUUCCACAACUUUUUCCAACACCAGGUCGACCAGUACACAACACUACUGAGGGCUAGCGGGCUGGGCGGCGAAGGUGGUAAGAUUGAACAAGAGCGCAUUAGCCAUCUACAGCGAAACAUUGACGACAAGUAUCACGUCUUGGGCCGCGCGAAGCAACGUGCCGAGUACUCAAAGUUCCAAGAGAUCGAAAAAGUGAAGAAAGAGGAGGAAGACGAGAAGAAGAAGCUCGAGUUUGCCCGCAUCGACUGGAACGACUUCGUGGUUGUCGAGACCAUCGUCUUCACGGAUGCCGAUGAGCAAGCGAACCUACCACCUCCGACGAACCUUUCCGAAUUGCAAUACGCUUCCCUUGAAGAGCGAAAUAAGGCCUCGUUAACCAACCUCCGCAUCGAGGAGGCCAUGCCCGACGAGGAUACGUCUUACAAUGCCUACCCCCAGACCUCCCAGACAUUGCCAGUCCAGGCAGGUUACGCGCCGCAGCAACCGUACCAGGCGCAAGCACCGGUAGGAUUCCAAGGAUACCAGGACGGCCCAACGCGACGGUCGGCAGAGGAGGAGGAGGAAGAGCGGAGGAUCCAGGAGAGGACAGAGGCACGUGCCCGGGAACAACAGGCACGCGCUGAAGCACGUGGAGGAACGGCUCCGAUGAAGAUCAAAGAGAACUAUGUACCCCGAGCACUCCAACGAGCGGCCAACAAACAGAGCGUCCAGAUGGCGCUGUGCCCGAAUUGCAAGCAGCAAAUCCCCAUGGAUGAGCUGCAGGACCACAUGAGAAUUGAACUUCUCGACCCUCAAUGGAAAGACCAAAAGGCAAAGGCAGAGGCGAGAUACUCCACGACCAACUUGUCGACAGCAGAUGUCGCAAACAACCUGAAGCGUCUGGCAAGUCAGAGAAGCGACGUCUUCGACGGCGUCACCGGUCAACCCCUGUCGGAAGAAGAGGCAGCCCGGCGCAAGAAGGCUACGAUUCACAGUUUUGAUGGUAAUCCCGAGGGCAAGAGUCAAGCUCACAUCAACCACCUGCACAACCUGAACGUCGAAGAGCAGAUCCGUGCUAUUCAUCAGAGAUUUGCGGACAAGAAGUAG
Colletotrichum orchidophilum is the source of this 1590-nucleotide messenger RNA. RefSeq lists its product as uncharacterized. The record is from RefSeq and is a predicted model, not a curated record. NCBI's taxonomy places the organism in Eukaryota, Fungi, Ascomycota, Sordariomycetes, Glomerellales, Glomerellaceae. Gene Ontology annotation, molecular function: RNA binding. Gene Ontology annotation, biological process: regulation of alternative mRNA splicing, via spliceosome; mRNA cis splicing, via spliceosome. The transcript has 2 exons. Bases 1 to 1590 code for a protein of 529 amino acids. Gene Ontology annotation, cellular component: U2 snRNP; U2-type prespliceosome; catalytic step 2 spliceosome.